CCAGGUGCCCUGGAGGGAGUGAACCUAACAGGUAGUGAUCAAGUGAUUUCUCUCCUGCCAUCCAUCUCUGACAAACAGAGGCAUAAGAUUGUCAUGCAAGCUUCCACCGUCUUUGUCUGAGGCAGCACUAAGGUCCACUUGCUUACUGUCUUCUUUGAUGCAAUCCAGCCAUCACUUCCUCAGCAUCUCUUUCCUGUCACCCUCUUCUGCUGCGCUGCUUUCACUGGGUCCCCUUCCUUCAUCUUCUGCCAGCAUCCAAACCAGCAAAGCUGCAUGCAUUUUGUCAAAUCAGAGAGCUUUUCUUUGUAAACUGAAGAAUCUGUGGCUGUGUAUGUGUUCUCUUCAAAAGAAUGGGCUUUGACUAUAUGGAAAUCAGUGACUGUUAAUAGAUGCUGGAUGAUCUUAGAGGAAUGAAAUGCAUAAAGCGCCGCUGAAGCAAUAUGAAGGUAGCUGAAUUGGAAUCAGAAUGUCCGAUGAUGCAAACGGUAAUGUUCCAAAGCACCGUUAAUGUGGCUGGCUGCACCCAGCUAAUGUCUUCGCUCACUUUUUGUGGCGCUUGCUGAGUUGCUCACUCAGUUCCUCCUGUAAAGUCAAAAGGGUCUGGGCUGUGGCCAUGUUCAACAUUGAUUUUUACACUUUUUUUUUAAAACCAGCUCUGACCAUGCAGCUUCAUGUGGCAUGAACAUAAUGUGGAGGGGGCUUUGUGUCUAAUUAACUGAUGUUGGGGCAGGAAGUGAGUCAGGAUCAUGUGGGAUUCAUAGUCUUAACACCUGGCUGAGUUAUGAGUAGUAUCAGGUUUGUGAUUUGGAUUCCUGGUGUCAGCAGUCAUCAGUAAUAGUGAUGAAGCAUGGAGAUGAAUUUCAGUCCCUGGGGCAGGGACUGUCUCUUCAUUAAGUGUUUGUACAACACCUAGCACAACAGGGCCUGGUUUAUAACAGGAGUCCCUUGUAUUGUGAUAGUGCCUAAUAAUAAUCUACAUGAGCCUGGGUCUACCUGGGAAUUGCUUGGGGUAACCAUAGGUAGUGGGCUGGCUUCCUGCCUCUGUUGGAGAAGGGAAGCAAUGCAUGAUGUGAGGGGUGCAGGAGUUCUGGUGCAGUGUGGGGAAGACCUGACGCCAUCCAGCUCUGGCUCAGCUGAGAGAAGGCAAGAAGUGGAUAGUGCAUUCAGUGUCUUUGCUUCCAGGAAACCCAGGGAGAUCCAGUGUCCCACCCAGUAUAAAUAGCCAUGUGGAUCUGGAGGAGCGUAGCCAGUGCUUUUUAUAGAGGUGAAUUGUGGGGAGCAUAUCUGGUUACCAUCCAGCCCCUCCCAGAGCUGCACACUGUAACCCCAGAGGUACUUUGACACCCCAAUAAAUUGCUACUCUGCAUGGGGCAUACUGGAACUAAAGCUAUCCCUGAGAAAUGUGUUAAUCAGCAUUUAAGGAGGCUAUUCUGGGCCUUGGAAAACCAGGACCUUAAAACACACUGACGCAGACAGUGCUACGAUUGAAGCGAGUGAGACUAUAAAGCCCUUCAGUACUCUGCUUCAGAUACUAAUACAGUGGCCCUGGAGUUGGGGUACAGGAAGUCAGGAACCCUGGGUACUGAUUCUGCCACAGUGAGGCACUCACUGUGCCUCAGUUUCCCUUCUCACCCUCUGACUGUCUUGUCUGCUUAGAUUGUAAACUCUUUGGUGCAAAGGGUCUCUCCCAUGCAUAUUUGCCGUGCCUAAUACAAUGGGAGCCCAGUCUCUGUCGGGCUUUCUAGGCACUACUACAAUACAACCAAUAUUAGUAAUGGCAAUGGGUGAAAAUAUAUUGCGCUUAAAGUGUUCUGGUGCAGACUGUGGGCGGAUUGUACUGCCCGUGGAUCCACCCAACACAUCCUGGGGCUCUGUUACACCAGUGCUUCAGCUUGCGUUCCUGGGGCUUGUCUCGUGAUCGGCGUACGCUCUGUCCUCGCUCCUCGUGCCUUGGAAAUAGUUAUCAGGGCUGAUUUCACGCACCUUCCCUCUCUCCUCUGGCAGCUUCUUUCAGAAUUACUGCUGAGACUCUUCUUUCCAGUGCUUCCUCGGUGGGGAUUUCCCACCUGGGGUGUCACUUGUGCCCCUUAUUUUUGUGGUCCUUCAUCUAGUGUAUUUUGAAAGAGUUGUCAGUCGUCUCUUUUCCCCCAGCCCCUGAGCAGGAGGCAGGGAGCUGCAUUGCCAAUCACCUAGCGAGUGGGAAAAACUCUAAAGGACACUGGAUUUCAGUUCCCCGUGCUCCAAGGACCGUACCUGGGACUGUGGCUUUGCAGUCCCAUAACUGUAGUGGGCCAAGACAAGCUAGCCGUGUGCAAGUCGAGGGCCACUGUGGAGCAGACGGAGCUAGCGGCUGGCUCUGCCCUGGCCGCUAUGCUUCGCGAUGCCAUCCGGACCCUGAACACCCUCCAGACCAAUGCCAAUUACCUGGAGCAGGUGAAGCGGGAGCGAGGAGACCCCCAGGUGCAGCUGGAGGCCAUGAAAGGCUUCUUAGAGAGAAGUGGGUUAAAGGUCGAAGACCUGGAUCAACUGAACAUUAUCCACGUAACUGGGACAAAGGGCAAGGGCUCGACGUGUGCCUUCACAGAGCGCAUCCUCCGCAACUACGGCCUGAAGACGGGCUUCUACAGCUCUCCCCACCUGGUCCAGGUGCGUGAGAGGAUCCGCAUCAACGGGCAGCCAAUCAGCAAGGAGCUGUUCAGCAAGUACUUCUGGCAGGUGUAUAACCGGCUGGAGGAGACCAAGGACCCCAGCCAUGCCAGCAUGCCCGCCUACUUCCGCUUCCUCACCAUCAUGGCCUUUCACGUCUUCCUGCAGGAGAAGGUGGAUCUGGCUGUGGUGGAAGUUGGCAUUGGGGGUGCCUACGACUGCACCAACAUCAUCAGGAAGCCGAUCGUUUGCGGGGUCUCCUCUCUGGGGAUCGACCACACCAGCAUCCUGGGGGACACCAUUGAGAAAAUCGCCUGGCAGAAAGGGGGCAUUUUCAAGCCUGGUGUGCCGGCAUUCACAGUGCCCCAGCCUGAGCGGCCCCUGGAGGUACUGAGGGAGCGAGCCAGGGAGAGCCCGUGCCUGCUUUACCUAUGCCCUGACUUGGAUGCCUUUGAAGAGGACGAUAAGGCACUUCAGCUGGGGCUGGCGGGCGAGCACCAGCGAUCCAAUGCCACUCUGGCCCUGCAGCUCUCCCGGGCCUGGCUGCAGCAGCAGGGGUAUCAGGGUACUGGGGAGCUGAAGGACUUGCCGCCAGGUGCGGAGCUACUAGGCAAGAGAACUGUGCCCCUGGCACCUGCAUUCAGGCCCAGCAGCUCCAUGGUGCAGGGUUUACAGGACACGGAGUGGCUGGGCCGCAACCAGGUGCUGCAGCAUGGGCCGGUGACGUGGUUCAUCGACGGGGCUCACACCACCAGCAGCGUGCAGGCCUGCGUGCGCUGGUUCCGCCAGGCAGCCCUCAACGAGGAGAAGCCUGUGGACGGCUCUGAGGUCCGGGUACUUCUCUUCAAUGCCACGGGGGACCGGGACACAGCUGCUCUGCUCAAGCUGCUGCUGCCAUGCCGGUUUGACUACGCCGUCUUCUGCCCCAACUUCACGGAGGUGUCUGCGGUGGGGAAUGCAGACCAACAGAACUUCAACGUCACCCUGGAGAACAUGCUGACCCGCUGCCUGGAGAACCAGAAGAAGUGGAACCGGCUGAUGGAGGAGAAGGUGGGGCAGGACCUCUGGCUGUCUCCCCCCGUGCAGGUGGAGGAGGUGGGCGGCCAGCUGAAGCCAGACCUCUUGCGCAGCCCCCUGCUCUUCGUGCCCUCCUCUGAGCGCCCUCUCAACUCCAACUCGCUGGUGUUCCCCUGCAUCUCUCACGCCCUGCAGUGGAUCACCCAGGGCAGGGACCCACACUUCCAGGCGCCCGCCACCAAGGGGCUCCACCUGCACCCCGUGGCGGGCACCGGCGCCGUCUUGCUCAAGGAAGCGGCUGCCAUCCGCGUGCUGGUCACUGGAAGCCUGCACCUGGUGGGCGGUGUCUUGAAGCUGCUCGACCAAUCACUUUCGCAAUAGCGGGUGCCUGUGGGCGGGGCCUCCAUGCCGCUCUUUGCUGUUUACUUGAAUAUUCCCAGCCACCUUUUACCAGGUGGUCCCUGAGCCUGCUGCCCCCCGAGGUGGGGCUGGGCACUGCACGUGCUGCUGGGAUUCUCGUGCUGAGCCCUUUGCGGCGGCUGGAUCCACCCCUAGGACUGGGAUUGGUGUGGCCAGGGCCCACGCCCCGGCACCGGGAUCUCAUGCUGAACCCUCACGGCAAUGUCAUCCGCACCCUGGCACCAGCACUCUCAUGUUCAACCUCACCUCACCUCCCCGCAGCAGGAUCACUACUGCCGGGAUUUGGUUACUGCCCUCAUGCUGGCGUCCCUAUUGCCUGGGCUGAUGGGCACCUUCCCUGCAGGCCCGGGGGACCUGGGGUGAGGACCCAGCAGCUGAUCUCAGCCCGCAGGGACUGGCUGCACUGUACGUUUACCUGAUGUUCCACGGUCCUUGGCCUGGCCAAGCAGAGACAGGCGGGGAGCUCUUGCUUGGGCCAGGGUGGAAUUCCUCUGCCCUUGUGUUGCCGUCUCCCUACCCGAGUCUCUGGGUCCCACGGGGGGGCUGAGGAGGGCAGUGUUCAUCUGCCAUGUUGAGGCCGUCCCCCGCCAGGCAUUCAGAGGGAGGCGUGAGCAUCGGGGCAGACGCCCAACUGAGCAUCAGCCUCCCUUGGCUGGGGCGUUGCCUUCACUGGGAGCUGCCUCAGUCCCCCACCGAAUGCGUCCCGUGCCCCCCGCCCUGGUGCCUUUGUCUCCUCCCUGGCAUCUGUCCGGUGCGCGGUCCAGGGAUGGGUUUGAGUCUCACUACUUCAGGCCCUCUGGCUCCUCUGGGGCUGGGCUCGCCCUGGCUGAAUGCAGCCAGAUCCUGCCACCUGCCUGUGGAAUCGGCUCCGGAAGCUCUGGCUGAGUGCUUGUCAGAGGCCGUUAGUGCUGGGGUGUGUCUGGCUUGGGGUCCGGUUGGAACUGCCUGUGAUCGAAGGGCAGGAGUGCAGUGGGAGCCGUGUGCCAGGCUCAGAGCCGCAAGUCAUGUUGUGGGGUGAGAUCCAGGCACCGUAGCGCCAAGGAGUCUCUCACGGUGCCCCAAUGUGUGAGCUUCUCGCAGGCCAACACCAGGGCAGUGGGGUCCAUGGGCACCAGCGCCAGUGUUGUGUAGGCAGGUCGGCCCUGAGUGCAGAGGGGCCUUAUGCAGGAAUAGUCCCCCCUCCUGUGCAGAGAUCUGUGCACUGGGGCUGAGACUCCUGCCUCUGUCUCCAGUGCUGGGCAGCGGGAUGCGAGGGCUCUUUGCAUGCCAUGUGCAAAGUGGGUGAUUCCCCCUCUGCCCCCCCGACCUGCUCUGUUGGUUCCCCGGUGGGCCGUUCUCGCUCUCUGCUGGACAGUAACUAUGAAUGACUGGUGGGCAGGGCAUAUGGGUCUGGAGGUCGGGAAGCCCUGACAGCUGAGGAGCUGGGCUGCUUUCUGGACCAUAUGCAGUUCUCAUGGAGUUUGUGCUGGCGACUGGCCCGCUGCCCAGGUCGCUUUCAGGUGACAGCUUCAUCGCCCAGCAGUGUCUGGGCAAACACUGGGUGCUGGGAAUCGGGCUGAUCUCUCAAGCUGAGCUGCGAGGGAGCCUUGUUGAGCAGGGACUUCAGGAAGCACCUGUCUGGAGGAGCUGAGUCCCUCAGGCGCAAGGGCUGUGGAAACUGGCUCUCAGCCCCAAGGCCGUGAGUUGCCUGGUGUCGUCACAGCUCAGCCAGCGUCUCUUACUGUCCUCUGGGGGUGCGCUUUUUGCAGAACCCCCCUGAGACCUGCACCAGGCCAGGCAGCGAGCUAGCCGCCCCCGCUCGAACAACCAGCCAGGCUGGGGCAAGCAUGUUCCCAGAGAUCGGUGCUUUAAAGCCACUUGUGAGCAGGGCAGCCUGUAGAGGGUGUUUGGGGGGCAGGGGAGGAUGCUCUUGCAAAGGUCUUGGUUGCACUACGUGGUCUUUGUGCUCACUGGAGUGCCCAGAUGCAUGGUACGGUCAGGAUGUGCCAGGCUCUGCUGACACCAGAGUACCAGCUGUGCCAGCCCAGCCAUGUCCUGACCCAGUGAUUAAUAGCCACCUCUCUGCUGUAUCUCUGUAUCCAGAUUUCUGUUGCCCAGUGUUCAGGCAUUGGCUGGUCCUCUCCGCACAUAGGCCAGGCUGGGGGGUUGGGUUUGAACCCCAUCCUCGAACGCAUGCGGUGCUGGGGUGCUUGGGCAGGCAGUGUGGGGUCUUGGCUGUCUAGCUGGCAAGUGUCUGUCCUCCCACUCCCCCCUUUACUGACCCAGUGCCUGUUUCUGUGUCUGCUGAAGGCAGCCUGGGAAGUGACCUGGCCGGGUCUCGUGGCGUGUGUCUGAUGCCCUAACGCCUCCCCGGUGAGGGGGAUUCAGGGGUUGACUUGGGUAAAUCUCAAACUGCUGAAAGCCUGGGCCCAGCAUGUUCCCCUCUCAGCAAACCCAACGGACUGCCUGCCUGUGGCCCAGCUACACCAUGUGGGGGUCUAGGUGACGGAAUAAUGCUGCUGCUGCUGCCGAUCCACGGACCUCCUAGCAGAACCUCCUGUGCAACUGGUCUAGCAACACACGCCAGACCCAUGGCCUGCUGCAUGGGGCCCCUUUCCCGGGGCUGGGCUACCACGCCGGCUCUGGCAGUGCAGACGGGGAGAAGCCUGCUGGGCCCCUCUGCACUGCCACAGAGCUGUGCUUUGGCGCGGUGGCCCCUCCGGGCUCUGCUGUGAUACAGAGGCUUGUUGGAGCCAGGCCCACCUCUGGUUGCAGCCUGGAGAUUGUGGGUUCAAGCAGGAAGGGAGGUUGGAAGUCGUUCCCCGUGUCCAGCCUCAGAUGAUGAUUAAAGACUAAAUGUUACUGAGUCUCCAAUAAUUUAACUAGCAACAGGGCUUUUAUUAAAUCUUCUGUAACUUGAAAUAAUAUUGAUUAAAUUUCCCGAUUGCUUUCUGGGAGAUUAGUUUUGAAAGUGAAGCAAUGGUGCUGCUGUUCCAUGAGCGUCCGCUCCUUUGGCCUGUUGUGUAAAUAAACAUCAUGCUCAUUGUA
Gopherus evgoodei (Goodes thornscrub tortoise) is the source of this 7110-nucleotide messenger RNA. It is a transcript of the gene FPGS, whose product is annotated as folylpolyglutamate synthase. Bases 2371 to 4044 code for a protein of 557 amino acids. NCBI's taxonomy places the organism in Eukaryota, Metazoa, Chordata, Testudines, Testudinidae. Gene Ontology annotation, biological process: tetrahydrofolylpolyglutamate biosynthetic process. Gene Ontology annotation, molecular function: tetrahydrofolylpolyglutamate synthase activity; ATP binding. The transcript is spliced from 15 exons. Gene Ontology annotation, cellular component: cytosol; cytoplasm; mitochondrion. The record is from RefSeq and is a predicted model, not a curated record.